CACAGACGACCAUUUAGUAGCUCCGAGACGCUGGCGCGCAUUGCGCUCGCAUUUUGAUACGACCUCGCUUUCAGCUGAAACUGAGCGAAAUGCACUUGACAUCCACACUGAUUGGGCUCCUUAUCUGCGGCCUGGGGAUCGAGAUGCCCACACCCACAGCCGCCCAGUUCUGGUCGGUGGAUCCUGUCGCGCAGUGGCGGAAAGAGUCUCUGGCCGAGAGGGGAUCCGGCAUCUGCUACAGGACCCUCACUGUGGAAACCGUCAAUCCGAACUCCAGAAGUCGUCAGAUCUCCUACUGCUGCGCUGGUUAUGUGAAUAAGGGAACAAGCCAGAACCUCAAGUGCGAGCCCAUCUGCACGGAGGACUGCUCCAAUGGAUUGUGCCUGGCGCCCGAGGAGUGCGAGUGCGCUCCGGGUUACUAUAGGAGUAACAGAAGGUGUCGCUUUGUCAUGGCAUAACAAGGAUAAGCAAAAAAAUAUAAACAGAUACAUUUCCUGAGUUGAUAUUAAAAAUAACGAACUUUCAGAAUGCAGUUUAAUAGUUUAAUAGGUAAACAAACUAAUGCUUGCCUUGCAGUCACAAAAGUGGUCAUAUCAAAUCAAUAUGCAAUAUUUUACGGGUAUAUAGCUAAAUUUCCUCAAUGUCUUUUAUGGCUCAUACACUGUGGUGAAGUAGAAAUAUAAAAUGAAAUACU
This is a messenger RNA of Drosophila erecta, 694 nucleotides long. RefSeq names its product protein draper. The coding region runs from base 90 to 458 and encodes 122 amino acids. NCBI's taxonomy places the organism in Eukaryota, Metazoa, Arthropoda, Insecta, Diptera, Drosophilidae. The record is from RefSeq and is a predicted model, not a curated record. The transcript has 2 exons.